Molecule: messenger RNA, 3315 nt
Organism: Coprinopsis cinerea okayama7#130
Lineage: Eukaryota; Fungi; Basidiomycota; Agaricomycetes; Agaricales; Psathyrellaceae
Exons: 9
Coding region: 1-3315 (1104 amino acids)
Source: RefSeq, a predicted model, not a curated record
AUGGUCCGAUCGCGAAGACCUGUGGAAGAUGAAACGGUUACGUCUCGUGUCACAGUCCACCACACAUCGAGAGGAAUAAUAGUCCGGUCCCGACCCAUCUUGAACACUCCAGUGAAGAAGAACAUACGGAGGCUCCGUCGAACAGACUCCACUGGGGCGUCCCCACGCAAGAGGGCUAGAACCCAGCCACGUUCCCCCCAUAUGCAUGCUGAAGAUGAUUUCCCACUUUUCGACGGUUUAGCCGGAAAUACGGCGGCAGCCCCGCGCAUAACUCCACCCUCGUUUGCCUCGACGAGACCCAAGAAGGGAUAUUCUCAACACGACUUUAUGGCUGAUUGGAUCCCUCGGAAGAACCAGUUUUUACAUGCUAUACUCGAAGGGGAGAGGAAAACAUCAGCCUCGUGCACAACCUGCGGGAACGGCGAUGCAUACUGGAGGUGCCUGGAAUGUGUCGGAUCCUUUGAACUCUGCAGGAGUUGCAUGAGGGAUAAGCACCGGGAUCUGCCAUUCCACCGGAUUGAACACUGGACUGCCACUCACUGGAACCCCGCUUGGCUGUGGCAGACUGGCCUUGUUGUUUCGCUUGGACAUGGUGGCGCUCCAUGCCCCAGUCCUCAAGGUUUUUUCCAGGAGGGUGAUGAAGAUUGCGAGGACGAUUGGAGUGAUGAAGAGGCUGACGUAGAGGACGAAUCCAAUAGUCACGGGUUGGACAGCAACAGGUUUUCCUUUGGUGCAAAACCAACUGGUCGACAGGUGGGCGAUGAUCGCGUCGUAAUCGUCAUGCACACAAACGGUAUCCAUCAUGUGUUUUUCCAUCUCUGCGGCUGCCCAGAACAUCCCCCCGAAACAGUACAAUUCCUCGAUAUGAAGCUAUAUCCCGCGUCUGUAAAGACGGUCAGGAGUGUCGCUACCUUUGCGUUAUUGGACGACUACCACAUGAAUCAAGUCGAGUGCUACUCGUCGACGUACAACUACUUUGCCAAACUGAGGCGGAUUACCAAUAAGGCAUACCCUCAGACCGCCCCGAAUCGGUAUCGCGAGCUCACGCGGAUGGGUCGGCAGUGGAUCCAUCUCAAAAACCUCAAAUGGUUUGGAUUUGGCCAUACAACCCGAGAGCCGGCGGAUGGAGAACUUGCCCUCUUCUGCGCGGCGUGCCCGCAGAAAGGUCUUAACGUACCCGCGGAGGAAUGGAAGGAUCUCCCUGACAUCUUGAAGCUGAGGAGCUUUGUCGCAGAUGGCAAUUUCUCCUGCGUCCACCAGCGGCAGCGCGGCGUCGAUAAGGACGUUUGGAUUUCCUCUGGCACAGGUUUCAUGACCGAGAGGACGGCGUAUGCUGAACACCUAAGGUCUGCGACCGAGGAAAAACAGACAUCGACUUGUCAUGAACAUCGCGCAAUAGCGGACAAGUGGAAGUCAUUGAAGGGAUGUGACGUCACCGGCAUUGGUGCAAUUGCGUGCAUGAGGCACGGGUGUUUCGUACCUGGGGCAAUGGUCGAUUUUCAGAAGGGAGAAAGGCAAAUUAACAUGGACUACGCGUGGUUAAAAGCUCUGCAGAUGGGAAGAUUGGAUGAUGUCCGCUGGGUCCUGCUCGUAUACGACAUCAAUUGCCAAUAUUGCAUCAACUUUAAGCGCCGUAUCAAGAAAUAUCGCAAUACCAGUUUGAGGCCACCCGCGGGCCUGAUCAUAGUGAAUGCGAUCGGGCUCUGGCAUGUUCAUGGACAUCGCCCUGAAUGCUAUGCGCGGUUCGCACCCUCCUUCGUCUCUGGUGCAGGAAAGAAGAGUGGAGAAAUACUGGAACCAUUAUGGGUCCCGAUGAACAAACUAGCAGGCCCAACCAGGACUAUGGCCAGUUCCCACCGCGCGGAAAUGUUGGACGCAGGAGCCUCGGAUAGUAAUUGGAAGAAAUUGACCGGACUGGUGUCUUCAAUUUGCAAGGAGCUGCCCAAAGCGAAGGAACAGGCCGAAGAUGCGUUAGAGAGGUACAAUGCUAUCUGCGGCGCGGUAACCAAAGUCCAGGUGAAUGAAUGGACUGCGGAACUUGAGGAGGCUAAGGUCAGGCGCCUGACUGACUUCAAAGCGAUGGAUAUUUUGAACUCGAAACUCGACAAAGUACCAAAGAGGGCAGAAGUAGAGGCAGAUUUAAUGGACAAGGAACGAUCAUCUGGAGAAGGCCUAGGAGUGACGAGUUGGAUCUCGUCCGGUAUCGAUAUCCAGGAGAGACAGGUCGAGUUGAAACGGUUAGCCAGGCGGUACCACCCGCACACAACAGCGAAGCAGAAGCUCGAAAUCGCAAAACGCCGGCAGGACCUGACAAGCUCAAUCGAAGGUUUUUUUAAGGAUGCCGCGAGUCUCUUCCCUGGGGUCGACCUCACCAUCCUCGAGCUGCUUACGGAGGGAUGCGUCGUUUCGGUAGCGGUCCCCGCACCCCAUGAAGAGGAUGUGCCGGAUUCCGACUACGACAUUGAAGAAAAUGUCUCCUCUUUACCCGCGGACCAGGGUGACGGUGGUUCCCCUGAGGACAUCGCGAUCCCGUUACCCUCCACCGUUAAGGCCUGGCCAGAGGCGCUCGCGUCCGUCCGACGGAAGGAGAGAUCGAUGCGCAUAGCUCAGGCCAACACGAAACUCGAAUCUAUCCGCGACUCCAUUGGGCGUUUAUCCUACCUCUACCGUUCGCUCAUCCGCGGCGCUAAGACGAAGAAGUCAAAAACACGUUCAUAUGGAAUAGUCAAAGGAUCCCGCGAUGAACUACGGUUGCAGGUUAACCACUACGAACAGGCUAGGCGUGCCCUCGAACGCCUCGGGACAGCCGCUUCGGUCCUUGUGAAAUACCAACCCAUCCGCCCCGCGGAUAUCAGGGUGAGCACCGCUAUUGCCGAUCCGAAUGCAAGAGGCCAGAGCUCCUCCCAGCUAUCCUGGAUAUGGGGGAUUCCAAGCGACAAUCCAUCGGAUCGAACCUUGUAUCUGGACGAACUCUAUCGCGUCAAUUGGAUGAGAACCCGAGAACGCUACCUACGCGAAGAAGAAGAAUAUCAGUUUCUCCUUCGGGAAACUGCUUGGGUGCCACGUUUCUUCGAUUCAAAAGCUUUGGAGUGGGAACAGCGGGGGGAGAAUGUGUCAGAGCCAGGUCACAUUGCCUACGCCUGCCGACAGGCGGACCUAUGGCGAAACCUCGCAGAAUAUGCGCGGGAAGGGUUCCGCAGGGUGCUCAAGUCUAUACAAGCCCCUGUGACCCGCGCAGACGUUAUGACAUGUCACGGGUCCGAUUCUGACUCGUCCCAAGAUUGCUCAGAUAGCUCUACCGCAUGUACCCCGUAA